Messenger RNA from Maylandia zebra (zebra mbuna), 1057 nucleotides. RefSeq names its product phenazine biosynthesis-like domain-containing protein 2. Gene Ontology annotation, cellular component: cytoplasm. Lineage: Eukaryota; Metazoa; Chordata; Actinopteri; Cichliformes; Cichlidae. The record is from RefSeq and is a predicted model, not a curated record. Gene Ontology annotation, biological process: biosynthetic process. Gene Ontology annotation, molecular function: isomerase activity.
UUGUCCACCAAAAACGGAGCUGAAGAAGGAGGCUCUUGACUUUUAAGCCAUUUUCGUCUUCCUUCGCUUACCUACAAUGGAGAUACCAGUGUACACGCUGGAUUCCUUCACCAAUUUGCCGUUCAAGGGAAACCCUGCGGCAAUUUGUCCACUUCUGCAUGAGCUGAGUGAUGACUUGUAUUACAAGAUAGCAGCAGAGAUGAACCUCUCAGAAACUGCUUUCAUCACCAGGAUUAAUCCCUCUGAUAGCUUUACUACAGGAUCAAGAUUCCGCCUUCGAUGGUUUACACCAACUACUGAAGUAGACCUGUGCGGUCAUGCCACUCUGGCCUCUGCAGCAGUGCUAUUCCAACACAUCAAAAAUGUAAAUCCCACCCUGGUGUUUGAGACCAAAAGUGGAGAUCUUUCCGUCACCCAGAAGGAGGAAGGGUACAUCAUGGACUUUCCUCUGAAUCCCCCCACCAGAGUGGAUCCCAACGACUUCAAAGACACCAUCAAGGCGGCAGUCGGAAACCUCCCGGUUCAGGAAGUUUUAUUUUGCUACAACACCAAGAAGCUGCUGAUUCGACUGGCUGACAGCUGUGACAUCUCUGCGCUUACCGAUCUGAAAGUUGACACUGUGGCUCUUGAGAAUACUGAGAGAAGUGGAAGAUUCUGCGCCGUCAUCAUCACUAUGAAAGGAUCACCUGACUGCCAGCCACGAUAUGACUUCUACUCGAGAGACUUUUCUCCAUGGUUUGGCGUCCCUGAGGAUCCUGUCACUGGCUCUAACCACACAAUCCUAGGUAGCUACUGGUCUGAAAAACUAGGAAAGAAGAAAAUGCUGGCUUACCAGUGCUCCAGUCGUGGUGGUGAGCUGGAACUUGAACUGAGGGAUGAUGGAAGAAUCAACAUAGCUGGACAGGCCAUCACUAUUCUGCAGGGAACAAUCAAACUGUAGACUGAGACACAUCCAAGAAGACGGCGUCUGAUGUUCUAUCUUAACCAUUGUGUCCCUGCAGAUAGACACUUUAUGGCUCUUGUUUAAAAAUUAGAUGGCUAAAAUAAAAAGAAAAAU